Messenger RNA from Striga asiatica, 942 nucleotides. Lineage: Eukaryota; Viridiplantae; Streptophyta; Magnoliopsida; Lamiales; Orobanchaceae. The record is from the annotation of a GenBank genome assembly.
AUGAAGCUUUUGGAUCAGACGUUUAAAAGCCCUUUAAGCAUAUCACUGGGAAGUUUUGAGCUAUUGAAAGCUUCGAUUUUAGACUUUCAAGUUGUUCCUCAUGUCUACCCGGAUCAAGGAGAAUAUGGAGAACCGGAUGUGAAUGAAUCACGUAGAGGUCGACCUGCGAGCAGAGCCUCUACGAGUCGUAACUUGUCUUCGUGGGAGAUCAGUUGUCUCGACACCACUCAAGGGGUAAAGAGUUCAUCACGUAGUUUCUCUCGUGGUCGUAGUUCUUCACGUGGUCGUAGUUCCUCACGUGGGCGUGGUUCCUCAUAUGGGCGUGGUCGCGGGACAACGAAUUUCCAAAACACUCAAGGUGGUGGUCGAGAUGCAGUUCUUCUUUGGGAGAAUUGUCAUAAGAUUCCUCAGUUUAUUUUGCCAUAUGUCGAAGGGUAUUUGGACGUUGUUGGCGACGGCAAUUGUGGUUUCCGUGUUAUAGCCGAUUGUGUUUUGAAUGAUCAAAAUCAAUGGAUGGAUAUAAGAAGGCAAGUGAUUGAUGAAUUACUUUCGUUCCCUAAUGUGCAUGAAAGGAAUAGUGGUUGUGGUAUCGAUCAUUACAUGGUUAUGCUUGAUGACUUGUUUCCCAUUGCUACCUUAUUUAAUGCGGCUAUAAUUUGUCUAACCUAUAAUGAAUGGGACUUGACGUGGGCAAACUCUGCUUGUACUGUGUUGCCGAUGCGGAAUACAAAUGGAAAAGCAGGUCCGGAGAGGGAGAUCACCAUCCUCCGCAUUGGGAAUCACUUUGUUAGGUUACAUCUAAGUUCAUAUUCUCCCGUACCACCACCAGCUUUUCUUUGGACAAAGUACAAAGAUCCUAGUGUAGAAGGUUUUGAUCUACCAUAUCGCGCUAGAAUCUUUGAGUGGAGAAAACUUUCUGGCAACAUUGGGGACAUGAGGUAG